GAGUACCUUUGGCUUGCAACAUUCACCAUACUGCGUUGGACAUGCAAAAUUGUGUGCACAUUGUUCAUAAUGAAUUACUGUUUUUCAGCCCUGUUUCUGUUCUUUGUAUAUCUUAAGAUUCUCUACUUAUUAUGCUUGCUCAUGCGCAGUAUCAUUCUCUUUGCAUCUGUUGUUGCAAUUCUUGGACUAGAAAUAUUGCUUGAGUCUGCUUGAGAACUAAUCUCAAAGAGGGAGUAGUUUAGAGAGAAGUACACAGGAAUAUCGCCACAACAAAUUGAUCGCUGCUGGAUACAUACGAGAUAUUGCAUUUGAACCACGACGUUGGGCUGCUCCAAGGAUACAUACGAUACCCACUUUUGAAAUAUGUAGAUGUACAAUGAAUGUAUAAAACUUAGCAAGCACAAAAACCCGCGGCAUUGCGUGGCAGUGAUUAACUAGUAUAUAUAAAGUACUAGCAGCAUGGGAACAGAAAAGAAGUGUACGUAACUUGAAGAGAUGGGAACAGGGUGCUCACGAUAUGAGGCCUCACAGUCACAGCAGCUGAGACCUGGAGAACCAAGUAACAAGAAGUACUGGGUUGACAAGAAGUCCAACAACAGCUUCAUGGUGUAUCCAAGGGAUCUCACAAUCAUUUGGGCUGAAGACAAACAGUACUGGCACUGGCCUUCCCUGGAAGAAACAAGUAAUGUCUUUAUCGAUGUCGCUGAACUGUUAAAGGUCUGCUGGCUUCAAGUUCAUGGAAAAAUUGAUUCCACAAAGCUGUCACCAGGAACCAUAUAUGAAGUAGUAUUUAUAGUGAUGUUGAAAGCUGCAGCUUAUGGAUGGAAAGUUCCUGUCAAUGUCAGCCUCACUCUCCCAGAUGGUAACAAGCAAGAACGUAAAGCUGAUCUGAAUAAAAUCCCUAGAGAACAAUGGACAGAGAUACCAGUAGGCGAGUUUAGAGCAUCAACAGGAUUACUUGGGAACAUUGAAUUUUCGAUGUAUGAAUAUGAAGAUGGGAAAUGGAAGAGUGGACUUCUGAUCAAGGGCGUUGCCGUUCGGCCUAAAAACUGAGAGGGUACUCAAAACUUUGCUUAUGAGCGGAGAGAGAGAAUGUUCUGAGUUUAUCAGCAAAACUUCUUAGUGGUUUGCAUAU
Rosa rugosa (rugosa rose) is the source of this 1135-nucleotide messenger RNA. RefSeq names its product protein PHLOEM PROTEIN 2-LIKE A1-like. The transcript is spliced from 5 exons. The coding region runs from base 496 to 1053 and encodes 185 amino acids. The record is from RefSeq and is a predicted model, not a curated record. Lineage: Eukaryota; Viridiplantae; Streptophyta; Magnoliopsida; Rosales; Rosaceae.